AAUCUCUGAGAGUGAAGUUGGCGGCCGCCCUGCGCGAUGACCGAAUGAGCUACCGGUGAUGGCCAGCGAAAGCGAUGAUAAGUGUCGUGCUCGCGAACUGUGGGUGAGAGUGACGACUGGCGAUGGGGGUGAGGGCAGUGGCUGUAGUGAGGCCACGCGCGACUCCUGGUGGCGCCUGAUACGGCAGCGGUAUGGCGAGCCUUCGCGGCAUCACCACAACCUCGACCACCUGAACCACAUGGCAGAACUGUGGGCCGAGUACGCCGACCACCUGAGCAACCCAAGGGCCGUGGCACUGGCGCUGUUUUUCCAGUACCUCGAGUAUGAUCCCAAGUCCCAGGACAACGAGGAACGAUGCAUCGAAGACUUCCGGCGGUUCGCGGAAGAAGCUAGGAUUCCCACAGUGGAAGCGGACACUUUGUUCGCACACUGCCAAUACAAAGACUACACGGAAAAAGUGCGCCUGGAAUACAGUUUUGUUCCCGACGCCAUCUACAAAAGCCUUCGCUCGAAGGUCCUUCGGUCUUUUCUGCAGAUUCCUAACAUCUUCUCAACGGAGCCCUUCCGGAGAUUAUACGAAGAGCGUGCCAAGAGCAACAUUAGGGACGAAAUCGCCGAGCUGGACACGUAACGGUCUUGGCGAAGCAAGACAAAG
Messenger RNA from Rhipicephalus microplus (southern cattle tick), 655 nucleotides. Its product is annotated as pancreatic triacylglycerol lipase. The record is from RefSeq and is a predicted model, not a curated record. Lineage: Eukaryota; Metazoa; Arthropoda; Arachnida; Ixodida; Ixodidae. Gene Ontology annotation, molecular function: triacylglycerol lipase activity. Gene Ontology annotation, biological process: lipid catabolic process.